Messenger RNA from Annulohypoxylon truncatum, 888 nucleotides. RefSeq names its product P-loop containing nucleoside triphosphate hydrolase protein. NCBI's taxonomy places the organism in Eukaryota, Fungi, Ascomycota, Sordariomycetes, Xylariales, Hypoxylaceae. Gene Ontology annotation, molecular function: ATP-dependent FeS chaperone activity; 4 iron, 4 sulfur cluster binding; ATP binding. Gene Ontology annotation, biological process: iron-sulfur cluster assembly; mitochondrial respiratory chain complex I assembly. Gene Ontology annotation, cellular component: mitochondrion. Bases 1 to 888 code for a protein of 295 amino acids. The record is from RefSeq and is a predicted model, not a curated record. The transcript has 4 exons.
AUGGCGACAAUCCAACGCCGACUUCUCCACCAAACCCUCCGUUCCCUUAGCCAUGAAAACCCUCUUGGCCUGCCGCGGACCGGCUCGAUCCCGCGGAUGCAGCGCGGCCUUCCGGAGCGGCGCAAGAUCAAAGACGUCGCCAAGGUAGUUGCCGUAUCCUCGGCCAAAGGCGGCGUGGGAAAGAGCACCGUAGCAGCGAACCUGUCUCUAGCCUUCGCUCGGAUGGGCCACCGUUCCGGGAUUCUCGAUGCUGAUAUUUUCGGGCCUUCCAUACCGACGCUCUUCGAUUUGAGUGGAGAGCCGCGGUUAUCAUCGAAUAACCAACUCCUGCCGAUGUCGAAUUAUGGCGUCAAGACCAUGUCGAUGGGAUAUCUAGUCGGCGAGGACGCUCCCGUCGUGUGGCGCGGUCUCAUGGUCAUGAAGGCUUUACAACAGCUACUCCAUGAGGUUGACUGGGGCGGUCUAGACAUUCUCGUGCUGGAUUUGCCGCCGGGCACAGGUGAUACACAACUCAGUGUCACGCAACAAAUCGUGCUUGAUGGUUCCGUUAUCGUCACCACGCCGCACACUCUAGCAGUGAAGGAUGCGGUGAAGGGAAUUAAUAUGUUUAAAAAGGUCGAUGUACCCUUGCUCGGCCUUGUUCAGAAUAUGUCCCUCUUUAAUUGUCCACACUGCCAUCACGAUACAGCAAUAUUCGGAUCUAAUGAACGCGUUCAGGAAAUCUGUAAGGACUAUUCUAUAGAUCUACUUGGUGAUAUCCCAUUACAUCAAAAUAUUGGAGAUGAUGGCCAAAGAGGGAAACCAACUGUCACUUCUGAGCCCGAUAGUCAGAGAUCACAGGCUUUCAUGGAUAUUGCGAAGCUAGUAGGGUCAAAGAUAGGGUUGUAA